Molecule: messenger RNA, 843 nt
Organism: Acanthosepion pharaonis
Lineage: Eukaryota; Metazoa; Mollusca; Cephalopoda; Sepiida; Sepiidae
Source: the annotation of a GenBank genome assembly
AUGAAUCUCUUUUCUUUUUUUUUUUUUUUUUUUUUUUUGCUGAUUUCAGAGACAAACGCCGAUUAUCACCGUCCCGAAGUUAGCCGAAUUAGAGUCUCGGCAAACAACGCGGAUGUUAUACCACGUGACCCUCGCCUCCGCCACUCAUAUCUAAGCAAAUCUCGCACACCUCUCACACGGAAGGAACCGCUGUACGAUGAAAACCAAGACUUUCUUGGAACGAUUUCCCCUCACCCGCCUUCUCAUUUCUUUCUUUCACUUAUAUUGCUUCUUUUUCUCUCAUUUUAUCUACUUUUCUUUCUUUCGCACUGUCUAUAUUACUUUCCCUCUCUUUAUUCUUCGUUCUCUUUUUCUUUUUUAUCAUGUCCCACUCUUUCUUAUUUAUUGUACCGUAAACUUUCCUAUCUCAUUACGCUUUUUAAUUCUCUCUCUUUGUCUCUUAUGUCGCAUUUAUUUCACAUUUUCUUUCACUGUUAUUGUAUCUUAUUCUUUCUUUUUCCUUUUUUCUUUCUCCAUUACGUUAUUACAUUCAUUCUUUUCUCCUUUAUGGUAUCUCACUCUUUUUUUCUCUCUUAUUUUUGUCUUUCCCUUCUAGCAUUUUAUCUAAGUCUUUCUUUCUCUCUCAUUGUAUCAUAUAACUUCUUUCUUUUUAUUUUCUUCCUGUCUCUCCGAUUGUGUGUAAAUCUUUCUCUCUCGUUAUAUUUCCCUUCUUGUUCUUCUUAUGAGAUUUCAUCUUACUAUUUCUUCAACAUUCACACCGCUCUUUCUUUUAAAUCCCUCUUUCUUUCUUUCUUUCUUUCUUUCUUUCUUUCUUUCUUUCUUUCUUAUUAUAUUUCCCUUUAA